AUGACUAUUCUCGAUCUACAGAUCAAGGCCGACCUUGAGAAUGUGACCGAUCUUACCACCGAUCCCGAUGACUUCCGUUGGUAUUUAAAGGUUCGCUGCGGGUGUGGUGAGGAAAACAAUAAAUGGCUUUACCUCGAAGCCGACGAUUUUACCGAGAUACCCGGCGCCCGAGGCGGCGAGGCGAAUUUGGUGGUGAAGUGCGACUUAUGUAGCCGAACUAAUUCAAUCUCACUUGUCGACAAACCAGUGCGUGCGUACACCAAGUCAGGCGAAUACCAGACUAUAGCGGCCUUCGAUUGCAGAGGGGUAGAACCGAUUGCCUUCGACCCAAGAGUAUGUUCACAAUGGGGCGCACAAAACACAUGUACGCACGCACACAAGCACGCACAAUACACAUAA
This is a messenger RNA of Sphaeroforma arctica JP610, 399 nucleotides long. RefSeq lists its product as hypothetical. The transcript has a single exon. Gene Ontology annotation, molecular function: zinc ion binding. The record is from RefSeq and is a predicted model, not a curated record. NCBI's taxonomy places the organism in Eukaryota, Ichthyosporea, Ichthyophonida. The coding region runs from base 1 to 399 and encodes 132 amino acids.